CUUCGGAUGGUGAUGUUCGGGAAGCCGGGGGCUGGGAAGGGGACGUUGUCGGCGAGGCUGGUGAAGAAGUAUGACAUCCUGUCCUUGUCCACGGGGGACAUACUUCGGCAGCACAUUGCGGAGGGCACGGAGGUUGGAAAACUGGCGGAAGAAAUUGUCGCGCGGGGCGCGUUCCUCCCGGACGAGCUCAUGCUGCAAGUCCUGACCACUAAGCUAGAUCUCCUGCAUAACAAACACUGGAUCCUUGACGGCUUCCCCCGUACACUGCGCCAAGGCGAAUUGCUUGAUGCUCACUUACAGAACCAAAAGACUCCUCUCAGCCUCGUAGUCAACAUCGACGUGCCCGACUCUGUCAUCCUGAGUCGUAUCUCAGAACGUUGGGUUCACUUGCCGUCGGGACGAGUGUACAAUAUGUCCUAUAACCGGCCCAAGGUGGAUGGCCAUGACGACAUCACGGGAGAGCCUUUGACGAAACGGCCAGACGAUAACCCGGAGGUCUUUGCCCGCCGACUGGAGACGUUCUAUGCCUCAACGUCGCCUUUGCUACAAUACUACGAGAUGAAUAGCCGGGCAAAGAUGGUGACACUGCAGGGGACGACAUCGGAUGAGAUUUGGCCUCAGCUCGAAGGGGUUGUGCGGUCGUUAUUCCCCACUUUGAAGGAGCGCGUGGAGUCCAGGGAGGAGCGGCGG
Molecule: messenger RNA, 690 nt
Organism: Punctularia strigosozonata HHB-11173 SS5
Lineage: Eukaryota; Fungi; Basidiomycota; Agaricomycetes; Corticiales; Punctulariaceae
Product: adenylate kinase
Exons: 5
Biological process (GO): nucleobase-containing compound metabolic process
Cellular component (GO): cytoplasm
Molecular function (GO): ATP binding; AMP kinase activity
Source: RefSeq, a predicted model, not a curated record